AGAAUCAAUUUUUAGAUUUUGCAUAUUCCAAACCGACAAAAACGAGAUAACCGCAAAUGCUUUAUUUUUCCAAGACGUUUCUUGCACGGCUACAGAAUAUUGGAAAAUAUUUUUGGAUGAUCGACCUGCUAUUAUCAUCCUAAAAGUAGUUUCUGUUUAGUAAAUAAUAAUUUUCUUAAAACAGCUUAAGGUAUUUUCGUUGCAGUUUAAAAAAUGCUGAAUUUUCGGGUCGCGGUUGCGUGAAGGUUAAGAUAUCAUCGAAAUAAAACUCAUUUCGGCAUAAUUAUUACGGCAUUAAUUUAUGUAAACUUACUACCCAUUCACUGUACAAUACUCGGCAUAAUAAGCUAUGCACAAAGCAAAAGCUUUUUAUCGAACAAGCCUCGAAAAGUUUCACAUCAAAUGUGUCCAUCGCUAUAAUAAACAAGCCAAGUUUUUUUACACCAAAAGCUUUUAGUUAAACACAGAAGCUCUUUGUGAGCUUUCAAUUGACUUUAAUUGCAGGGGUUGGACACAGAGUUUCACAAUAAAUAAUACGUUUACAUUUGCAUAAAUAAAUUUAUUAAAUAUAUAAAUUUCAAUUUCAUCAAAUAAUGAUACUAUCGAAUCGGAAUUCAUUAUUAAAUAAACAAAAUGUAGACCGUGGUUUUCUUGGAUUACUAUGUUAUUGUUAUAUACUGUUAUCAAAGAUUUUACAUGUCUAUGCUUUGCCACCAGUGAUUCGAGUUGGCGCAAUAUUUACGGAAGAAGAGAGAGAAAGCAGUGUCGAAUCUGCUUUUAAGUAUGCCAUAUAUCGAAUAAACAAAGAAAAAAUACUUCUUCCAAAUACCCAGCUUGUUUAUGACAUUGAAUAUGUCCCUCGCGAAGACUCUUUUAGAACCACAAAAAAGGUUUGCAGGCAACUUGAAACGGGAGUCCAAGCCAUUUUUGGACCAACUGAUCCACUUCUUGCUGCUCAUGUUCAGUCUAUAUGCGAGGCAUACGACAUACCCCACAUUGAAGCUCGUAUCGAUCUUGAAUAUAACUCUAAAGAAUUUUCGGUCAAUUUAUUCCCAUCCCUCAAGCUCCUAACACUUGCUUACAAAGACCUAAUGGUAUACCUAAACUGGACAAAGGUGGCAAUUAUAUAUGAAGAAGAUUACGGCCUAUUUAAUCUGAUGCACUCCACAAGUGAGACGAAAACUGAAAUGUAUAUAAGGCAAGCCAACCCGGAAUCAUACCGAAAAGUAUUGCGAGCAAUUCGUCAAAAGGAAAUUUACAAAAUAAUAGUUGACACUAACCCAGAUUUCGUAAAACAGUUUUUUAGAGCUAUAUUACAAUUGCAAAUGAAUGAUCACCGAUACCACUAUAUGUUCACAACUUUUGAUUUGGAAACCUAUGAUUUAGAGGAUUUCAGAUAUAAUAGUGUAAACAUUACAGCGUUUCGAUUAGUAGAUGUCAAUAGCAAGCUUUAUGUAGAAGUCAUUGAUCAAAUGCAAAGGCUUCAACACAAUGGACUGGAAAAAAUUAAUGGAUUACCAUAUUUUCAGACUGAAUCCGCUUUAAUGUAUGAUUCGGUGUAUUCUUUUGCGUCUGGAUUACAUAGUUUACAAUUAGAUGUGACCAAAUUGGUUUUAAGAAAUCUUUCUUGCUCCUCUGAUCAAGUAUGGGAAAAUGGAUUGCUACUUUACAAUAACAUAAAUUCGGCUUCCACGGAUGGAUUAACCGGUAAUUUAUUUUUUGUGGAAGGUCGUCGAUCCAAAUUUAAGCUGGAUAUUCUUAAAUUGAAGCAAGAAAGCAUUCAAAAAGUCGGAUACUGGGACCCUGAUGGAGGUGUUAACAUAUCCGACCCCAAUGCGUUUUAUGACUCCAAUAUCGCUAAUAUUACCUUAGUGGUAAUGACUAGAGAGGAACGUCCUUAUGUUAUGGUUAAAGACGAUAAAAAUCUUACUGGAAAUGAUAGGUUUGAAGGUUUUUGUAUCGAUCUUCUUAAAGCAAUUUCACAACAAGUUGGCUUUCAAUACACUAUUGAACUAGUUCCCGACAAUAUGUAUGGUGUUUAUAUACCAGAAACCAAUACAUGGAAUGGUAUUGUUCAGGAAUUAAUGGAAAGGAGGGCGGAUCUUGCUGUAGCUUCAAUGACUAUUAACUACGCACGAGAGAGUGUUAUUGAUUUUACAAAACCAUUCAUGAACCUGGGUAUUGGUAUUCUGUUUAAGGUGCCGACCAGUCAACCUACAAGACUCUUCUCUUUUAUGAACCCAUUGGCCAUCGAGAUUUGGCUUUAUGUGCUAGCUGCUUAUAUGUUAGUAUCAUUCGCUCUAUUUGUGAUGGCUCGAUUUUCUCCAUACGAGUGGAAAAAUCCUCACCCAUGUUACAAGGAAAUGGAUAUAGUUGAAAACCAGUUCUCCAUAUCAAAUAGUUUCUGGUUUAUAACUGGUACGUUCCUACGUCAAGGAUCUGGACUCAAUCCAAAGGCAACGUCGACACGGAUUGUUGGUGGAUGUUGGUUUUUUUUCUGCUUAAUAAUAAUAUCGUCCUAUACCGCCAAUUUGGCUGCCUUUUUAACGGUCGAGAGGAUGAUAUCUCCUAUAGAAAGUGCUGCUGACUUAGCGGAACAAACUGAUAUAUCCUAUGGAACAUUAGAAGGCGGAUCUACAAUGACUUUUUUUAGGGACUCCAAAAUUGGGAUCUAUCAGAAAAUGUGGCGAUACAUGGAAAAUCGAAAAGCUUCCGUAUUUGUUAAAACCUAUGAAGACGGAAUUAAACGAGUUAUGGAUGGAAACUAUGCGUUUUUAAUGGAAUCUACUAUGCUGGAUUAUGCCGUUCAACGAGAUUGUAAUUUAACUCAGAUAGGAGGGUUAUUGGAUUCUAAGGGUUACGGUAUUGCAACACCAAAAGGCUCUCUAUGGAGGGAUAAAAUUUCACUCGCCAUCUUAGAGCUACAAGAAAAGGGAAUAAUUCAAAUAUUGUAUGAUAAAUGGUGGAAAAACACAGGAGAUGUUUGCAACAGAGAUGAUAAGAGUAAGGAAUCGAAAGCUAAUGCCCUUGGAGUAGAAAAUAUAGGUGGAGUUUUUGUCGUUUUGCUAUGCGGUCUUGCGCUUGCUGUGGUUGUAGCAAUAUUUGAAUUUUGCUGGAACUCAAAAAAGAAUGUGAAUAUAGAAAAUCAAUCAUUAUGCUCGGAAAUGGCUGAGGAGCUUCGUUUUGCAAUGCACUGCCAAGGAUCAAAAUCAAAGCAUAGAUCUCGCAAUAGAAAUUGUAUAAAAUGUUCCAAUGUUUCCACAUAUGUUCCAACUAAUGUCGGGACACCACAUGUUGGUGUUAACUAUAAUUAUUUUAGCUGAUCUAUAACCAUAUUAUGUGAAUGUAUAACUGUAAGAAAGAAAAUAAUGUCUACCACAUUUGUUGGUUUUCAACAAAUAUUUAUUUAAGAAAUGUCCAAAACAAAAACGGCACAUCCUCCUCAGUUUUCACAAAAAGCACAUAUAAUAAAUUUUACAACCUCCAUUUCGUUAUUAUUUAAAAAAAAAUUCUUUAAUUUGGUACAUUCGAAGAUAAAAUAAGUCAUUCAUUAAAAUAAUAAUAAACAAUCAA
Messenger RNA from Drosophila bipectinata, 3573 nucleotides. RefSeq names its product glutamate receptor ionotropic, kainate 2. Gene Ontology annotation, cellular component: postsynaptic density membrane; plasma membrane. Gene Ontology annotation, molecular function: signaling receptor activity; ligand-gated monoatomic ion channel activity. NCBI's taxonomy places the organism in Eukaryota, Metazoa, Arthropoda, Insecta, Diptera, Drosophilidae. The record is from RefSeq and is a predicted model, not a curated record. Gene Ontology annotation, biological process: monoatomic ion transport.